GUGCGGGGCUGUGAUUGGCCGGGACGCGCGCCGGCGGGAUGGCGGCCGCGGGGGUGGCGGCGGGGCUGGGGAGCAGCGACUUCUCGGACCUGCGGGAGAUCAAGAAGCAGCUGCUGAGCGUGGCGGAGCGGAGCCGUGAGCGCGGUCUGCAGCACAGCGGGAAGUGGGCCUCCGAGCUGGCCUUUGCCUUGGACCCGCUGCCGCUGAGUGAGCUGCCGCCGCCCCCCGCGCUCACGGAGGAGGAUGCUCGUGAUCUGGAUGCCUACACGUUAGCCAAGUCUUACUUUGAUCUAAAGGAAUAUGAAAGGGCUGCCUAUUUUCUACGGGGCUGCAAGAGUCAGAAAGCUUACUUCUUGUAUAUGUACUCUCGAUACCUGUCAGGGGAAAAGAAGAAGGAUGAUGAGACAGUGGAUAGUUUGGGACCUCUGGAAAAAGGACAGGUGAAAAAUGAAGCUCUAAGAGAAUUGAGAGUUGAGCUCAGCAAGAAACACAAGGCACGGGAACUGGAUGGAUUUGGCCUUUAUUUAUACGGUGUCGUACUGCGGAAGCUGGACCUGGUGAAAGAAGCAAUAGAUGUUUUUGUUGAAGCUGCCCAUGUCUUACCUUUGCAUUGGGGAGCCUGGCUGGAACUUUGCAACUUGAUUACAGAUAAAGAGAUGUUGAAGUUCCUGUCCUUGCCAGAUACGUGGAUGAAAGAGUUCUUUCUUGCACACAUUUACACAGAGCUGCAGUUGAUAGAGGAGGCUCUGCAGAAGUAUCAGAGUCUCAUUGAUGCAGGAUUUUCCAAAAGCACUUACAUCAUCUCUCAGAUUGCAGUUGCCUACCACAAUAUCCGAGAUAUUGACAAAGCUUUAUCCAUCUUUAACGAGCUAAGGAAACAAGAUCCUUACAGGAUAGAAAACAUGGACACUUUCUCCAACUUGCUAUAUGUAAGGAGCAUGAAGCCUGAGUUGAGCUACCUGGCUCACAAUCUCUGUGAGAUAGACAAGUAUCGUGUUGAGACCUGCUGUGUAAUUGGGAAUUAUUAUAGCUUGCGUUCCCAGCAUGAAAAAGCGGCGCUCUAUUUCCAGAGGGCCUUGAAACUGAAUCCUCGUUACCUGGGAGCCUGGACACUCAUGGGACAUGAGUAUAUGGAAAUGAAGAACACAUCUGCAGCUAUCCAGGCUUAUAGACAUGCAAUAGAGGUGAACAAAAGAGACUACAGAGCAUGGUAUGGCUUGGGGCAAACCUAUGAAAUCCUCAAAAUGCCUUUUUACUGCCUCUAUUACUAUCGACGGGCCCACCAGCUCAGACCAAAUGAUUCUCGUAUGCUGGUUGCUCUAGGAGAAUGCUAUGAGAAGCUCAAUCAGUUGGUGGAAGCUAAAAAGUGCUACUGGAGAGCUUAUGCUGUGGGAGAUGUGGAGAAAAUGGCACUGGUGAAACUAGCAAAGCUGCACGAACAGCUGAAUGAAUCUGAACAGGCAGCUCAGUGCUAUAUCAAAUACAUCCAGGAUAUCUAUUCCUGUGGGGAGAUAGUGGAGCACCUGGAGGUCAGCACUGCCUUCCGUUACCUAGCCCAGUACUACUUCAAGUGUAAGCUCUGGGAUGAAGCCUCAGCGUGUGCUCAGAAAUGCUGUGCAUUCAAUGAUACUAGAGAAGAAGGAAAGGCCCUGCUGCGGCAGAUCUUACAGCUUCGCAACCAAGGAGAAACAUCAUCCACGGAUAUUGCCGCUCCCUUUUUUCUCCCCGCAUCAUUGUCUGCCAACAACACUCCCACGCGUCGUGUCUCCCCACUCAACUUGUCUUCUGUAACACCGUGAACAAUGCUGAUACUUCUAACCCGUGCGUUGAAUGUGACAUUGCAGAUGGGGCUUGCAACCACUUAUUUCUUUCCAGUGAAAUUUCUACAUUCAUUGUUGCCUUCACUUGAAGGGUAGGAGUUACUAGAGCCCGCAGCUGAAGACAGAUGUGCCUCAACAGGCAAAGGUGCAGCCUACGUGAAAGUGCCUAUGCUGAGAUGUGAGAACCUGCUGUACUUCUUACCAAGUCAUUCCAUGCAGAGGGCAGAUGUGUUCCAGAAUACGGGACUACUCCAACUGAGGGAUUGGGAAGAGCUUGUGUGCUUGAGAUAAAAUGUAAUUGAAGUUUGAUUCUGCCCUGUUACCUCUGGUCUUUACUGAACUUCUUUGGAUGAACUCUUAGUGGUACCGUUGCUGUCUACAUCAGAAACUGUUACUUGCCUGGCUACGUAAGGAUUGUUGCUUGUCUUGAACUAAACAGAAGAUGUUCCACUAAAGCAGUAGAAUAUAGGCACUUAGAUAUAGGUGCCACGUCUAUGUUGAAGGACUGAGAAGGGUCAGAGGAAUUCCAAGUAGCCACAAGUGACAGCUGUUUGCCUUUCUGUCUGUGGAUCUGACAGAUACUUUGGCUUUCAGCAGAAAAGCAGCUGGUGGGAUAGCACAAUUAAAAAACUAAUGGUUAAGGUACUGUCCUUGGGCUUCUUUAUGGUGCAGCUUUCACAUGUACUAUAGCAAAUGAAAUGGGAUGAACUAUAAUAGAUCAUUUUGUUAAGGAUUGCCACAUCUCGUGGACAGUAUGGUACAUGGGAUGCCUCCCCUGUGGGGCUGCUGCUGCUUCUCCCUGUUCACCCAUCCAGCCAACAGUAAGACUAAGUGUGAAUUUUAGAGAUGCACACGUGUGCCUAUGUAUACAGACAUGACCAGAAAUUAACAGAUUAACAUAAACAAGAGGACAGUGCCCUUAGAUGCACUUGCUGAAAACAGAAACCGUAGAAGUGGCAUGAUCCUGUUCCUACUUGCUUAAAGUUUGCUAGUGGAACAUAUAAUUCAAGUACAUGUUCCCAUUCUCUGGUCUCUCCAGUCUCUGCCCAUGACCUUGAGUCUCUUCUAUAUCCAUGACUAGAUCUUGGGUAUCUUGUUCAGUCUCAACCCUGGACCUAGGGUAUUUACAGAUUCUGGGUUUCAUUGCUGGCUAGUCCCAGUUAGGGUUGCUGUUGGAACACUCACGUAUGUAUACAAACAGUAAGGAUUGCAGUGACAGAGAAACGGGCAGCAAUAGUGUUUAAUAAAGGUGUAGAACACACUAAGGUGAUGAGUUGUAAGUCUCAGCCAGACAAAGGUGAAUGAUCAGCAGCCUACUUGUGUGCAGUUGGUGGCUCUUCUGCCUUCCCCUGUCUGUCAACUCUCACUCCCCACCCCCCCAUUUUCCCAUGCUUGUUCCUCCCUGACCCAUCUUCACCGCCUCCCUUGGGGUCUGUGGUCGUUCCCCGAGACAUCCUAUGAUACGUUUUAAGUGGUCCUGCGAUCCCCUUCAGGCAUCUUAAAAUAAAUUUGUUCUUGCCUGUGAGACCUUUCCUGAUAAUUAACCAUAGUCUUAUUGGUUACAAAGCUCCUGGCUGAAUCUCCAGAGUUGCACUUGGGUGGUUCCUUUAAUGGCCCAUCAACCUGUGUGUUAGAGCUCUGCUCUUGGUUAUCUGCUGUCAGGUGCUGCUUUUAUCACCUGUCCUGUUCAUUGUCUUGUCUUUUACAUCGAAUAGCUGUUAACCAGAUUUCCUUAGACAUGUAUCUAGCUCACAAUUUCACUGAGGCCAUGAACGAUGGAGGUUAAUAACGUUGGUGACUUUGACUCGAAUCGUCUUGCUUGUUGACAGUGCCCUUCAGACAAAGGCAGUGUUAUGUUUGGGCUUCAUCCGCCUGUGAGGAAUAUGAUUUUGUUUUGAGCAGUGACCUGUGAAGAACAACCAACAGUUUGGGAUGUCUGUUUGACCUAUGACCUCAGAUGACUUCAGCCAAAGUCUCUGUGCUGUUCAGUUACAACUUGUAAGCUUGAUACAACCUGGAGGUCUUUUAAAAAGUACUUAAGGUUUGUAUACAUUUUGGGUUAUGAAUUAUGAAUAACCAACUAUGAAUACAUUCAUGUGUUAUAGAUAAUCUGCGAUUACAGAUAAUCUGCAGAUGUUUAUGCUAAACUAUUUUGCUAGCAGUAUAAACCAGCAGGGGAGUGUGGAGGAGCAUCAUAAACGUUCCUUUUUUGGAAAUACUAUGAUGUUUCUGAGUAGGGAGGGAAAAUCCCUGAUUUAUUCCCCCAGGACUCCUGUGCACGUCUGCUACCGUGGGUCAGAGGAAGGCAUGCGCUGGGCUCUUUAUCCACCUCUGAUUACAUGACACCCCUCCUGGGAGACCUCCCAGCUCCUAUCCACCUUGCUGCCGGCAGAGAGCUGGUAAGCAUGUUACUUCUGAGGCUGCUGAAUGCUGGAAUUUUUCUGUUACUACAGCAGUGAGCAGAGGACCAUGCAAUAGUAUGUUUGAAGGAUGCUGACAAGAGGUGGUUGAAGGCUGCGUGUGCUGAACUACGUGCUCAGGUGCUGCCCACCGCGGCCUCUCUUGCAUUACUUAAAGCCUUACCUUCUAAUCUAAUUAUCAAAAAUAGCUAAUAGUAAAGAUUAAAUAUCUAUGUAAGUAUUUGUUUGCCCGAGCAUUACAUUAUUCACACAAAUGAAUACAGGUAUUGUAUGAAGCACAGCCAUGUUGCAGUCAUAAGGAAAGCAUCCUGUCUGCUGAGAGCAAAUAAGGGAAGAAGGAAACUAAGCAACUACUCAGGACUUAUGCAUAUGUUCAUCACCAUGAUUUCUGUAUUUGAUCACAUCUACUAACAUGUAUGGCUCAGUGAUGAGACUUUAGGUUAGUAAUUUAUUUGCUUGUUUAGAAAAUUAGUAUUUUGUCAGAAAAGAAAUAUUUUUAAUUCCGAGAGCAGUUGAAAUGUUUUCAAACCAGGAGUGCUGCCAUUUUCUCCCAUCUGUAUUUCCUUAAUAAAUUGAAGCAUUUCUUUA
This is a messenger RNA of Grus americana (Whooping crane), 4828 nucleotides long. RefSeq names its product cell division cycle 23 (gene CDC23). Gene Ontology annotation, biological process: cell division. The record is from RefSeq and is a predicted model, not a curated record. The transcript is spliced from 16 exons. Bases 39 to 1799 code for a protein of 586 amino acids. Lineage: Eukaryota; Metazoa; Chordata; Aves; Gruiformes; Gruidae. Gene Ontology annotation, cellular component: anaphase-promoting complex. Gene Ontology annotation, molecular function: protein binding.